This is a messenger RNA of Penicillium canariense, 816 nucleotides long. Its product is annotated as A4/G1 family peptidase. Gene Ontology annotation, biological process: proteolysis. Gene Ontology annotation, molecular function: glutamic-type endopeptidase activity. Bases 1 to 816 code for a protein of 271 amino acids. NCBI's taxonomy places the organism in Eukaryota, Fungi, Ascomycota, Eurotiomycetes, Eurotiales, Aspergillaceae. The transcript has a single exon. The record is from RefSeq and is a predicted model, not a curated record.
AUGAAGCUCUCCACUACCAUCUUCAGCACAUCGCUCCUUGCGACUGCUGCCAUUGCGGCCCCUCUGACUGCCCAGCGCCAGGCACGUCACGAGGCUCGCAAGGUUGCCCGCGCGAACAACCGGGAGAGUCAUCCGCCUUAUAAGUCCGAUACCAAGGAGAUUCUUCACUUCAACGAGAGCUCGCACGAAAGUUACAGCUCCAACUGGGCCGGCGCUGUGCUUGUCGGCACUGGCUACACUGCAGUCACUGCGGAAUUUACUGUACCCACUCCCAAAGUGCCCUCGGGUGGAUCCUCCCGUACGGAAUACUGUGCUUCUGCAUGGGUCGGCAUCGAUGGAGACACUUGCGACACCGCUAUUCUGCAGACUGGUGUGGAUUUCUGUGUGCAGGGUAGCUCCGUCUCAUACGAUGCUUGGUAUGAAUGGUACCCCGAUUAUGCCUAUGACUUCAGUGGCAUCUCAAUCUCCGCGGGUAAUGUGAUCAAAGUGACCGUGGAUGCCACCUCCACGACUGCUGGCACUGCGACCAUUGAGAAUGUCUCCACCGGCAAAACUGUGACCCACACCUUCACCGGCGGAGUCGACGGUGAUCUUUGCGAAUACAAUGCCGAGUGGAUUGUUGAGGACUUCGAAUCCAACAACUCCCUCGUUCCAUUUGCUAACUUUGGAACCGUGACCUUCUCGGGUGCUGAGGCUACUGAUGGCGGCUCUACCGUCGGUCCGUCCGGCGCUACUAUCAUCGAUAUCAAGCAGAACAACAAGGUCCUCACCUCCAGCUCUAUCACCUCCAGCAGUGUGACUGUUGAGUAUGUCUAG